Molecule: messenger RNA, 1344 nt
Organism: Apodemus sylvaticus (European woodmouse)
Lineage: Eukaryota; Metazoa; Chordata; Mammalia; Rodentia; Muridae
Gene: Auh
Product: AU RNA binding methylglutaconyl-CoA hydratase
Exons: 10
Coding region: 33-977 (314 amino acids)
Biological process (GO): fatty acid beta-oxidation
Cellular component (GO): mitochondrion
Molecular function (GO): enoyl-CoA hydratase activity
Source: RefSeq, a predicted model, not a curated record
CUGGCCGCGGGCGCCUGCUGUAAACAUACAACAUGGCGGCAGCGGCUCCAGGCGCUCUGGGCGCCUGGAGAGCGGGUCGCGUCCGCCUGGUGGCCGCGUGCUGCGCGCGGCUCGGCCCCGCGGCAUGGGCUAAGGGGACCGCCCCGAGGAGGGGCUACAGCUCUGAGGUGAAGACCGAGGAUGAGUUGCGCGUGCGGCACCUGGAGGAGGAGAACCGAGGCAUUGUGGUGCUUGGAAUUAACAGAGCUUAUGGGAAAAACUCACUCAGUAAAAACCUUCUCAAAAUGUUAUCAAAAGCUGUGGAUGCAUUAAAGUCGGAUAAGAAAGUCCGGACCGUUAUCAUCAGAAGUGAAGUCCCUGGGAUAUUCUGUGCUGGCGCUGACCUUAAGGAGCGAGCCAAGAUGCAUUCCAGUGAAGUUGGUCCCUUCGUCUCCAAGAUCCGAGCGGUGAUCAAUGACAUUGCUAACCUCCCCGUGCCCACCAUCGCAGCCAUAGACGGCCUCGCCCUAGGAGGGGGUCUGGAGCUGGCCUUAGCGUGUGACAUCCGAGUAGCAGCUUCCUCUGCAAAAAUGGGCCUGGUUGAAACAAAGUUGGCAAUUAUUCCCGGUGGAGGAGGGACACAGAGGUUACCACGUGCCAUCGGGAUGUCCCUGGCUAAGGAACUCAUCUUUUCUGCCCGAGUUCUUGACGGCCAAGAAGCCAAAGCUGUGGGCUUGAUCAGCCAUGUGUUAGAACAGAACCAGGAAGGGGACGCCGCCUACAGGAAGGCGCUGGACCUGGCGAGAGAGUUUCUACCUCAGGGGCCUGUUGCAAUGAGAGUGGCCAAACUAGCAAUUAACCAAGGGAUGGAGGUCGACUUAGUAACAGGGUUAGCCAUAGAAGAAGCCUGCUAUGCUCAGACCAUCUCAACGAAAGACAGACUGGAAGGUCUUCUUGCUUUUAAGGAGAAAAGACCCCCUCGCUACAAGGGAGAAUAGGAGGACAGCCCGCGACGGCCUCUGGUAGUGCUGGAAGCGGUUCCCAGGUGCCCCGAGCCGCCACAGGAAUCUCAUUGACCAAAGUGGAGAGUGGGUUCUCACUAUGCCUGGAGCAGGCCCGUCCUUCUGUACUCAAGCCACUGUGUGCCAUGCCGUAUUUACUCAGAUUUAUAAAGCUAGCAAUGUCCGUGGUCAACACACGUAAAAAUUAGGUGUAUGUUUUUAAUAUUUCCCGCAUAUCAGGCUUUGUCGUUAAUUUUUUUAAUGUGAAUAAUUUAUAUUGCACACUCUAGGGAAUAAUUGAUUGUAUGUCUACCGUGCUGCAUUAAGAAAAUAAAACUAUUUCUGUAUCCCAAAAAUGUGAAGU